GUGAGAGACUCUGACAGUCGAGAGCCAGAGACCGAGAGAGAAGCACGAUGUCUGAAUUCAGAAGGAUCAUAAUGUCUUCAUUCCUGAUGCUGCUGCUCCACUUUCCAGCUGCAGAUGGGAAAGAUUACUCCCGCAUUGUCAGAGUUGGAGAUGAAGUCACUUUGCCUUGUGACAAUGUGAAUUACUAUCAGGAUAAUUGUGAGAAUACUACCUGGCUCUUCAGUGAAACAACAGCAUUGGUGACGCUGUUUGAAAACGGAAAUAUUUUCAAAGAAGCCAAAGCUAAAUCAGACAGACUGAGAGUUACAGAGAAAUGUUCUCUGGUUAUAAAGAACGUCACAGAGGAGGAUGCUAGUAGUUACACCUGCAGACAGUUCAGCACAUCAGGAAAACCACAAGGUCCAGACUCUCCUGUUUAUCUGUCUGUUGUUAACAUGACUGAACAUCAGGACAAUGAUGAGGUGACGUUACGCUGCUCUUUGAAGACAUAUGGAGGGUGUAUACACCCAGUGAAGUGGCUGCUUCAGGGUCAAGAUGUGGAUAAAGAUCACAGAGAGAUGAAUACAUCACAGUCUUCCUGCUCUGCCUCUGUGACAUUUCUGACUUCUCUUUUUAGUAACACAGAAAGGUCUGAGUUGUUUACUUGUGAAGUAAGAGAUGGUUACACAAUAAAAGUACAUCUGUUUCUCUUCAGCCCUCAGUCCUCAGGAACAACAACACCAACGCCAACAACAAAAACAACAACCACAACAGCUAAAAACAACUUAAACUCAGGUCGGUGGAGGAUCAUCGUUGUGAUCGUGGGUGUUGCAGCACUCACAAUAAUCACUGUGGCUGUCAUCAGUCGGAAGAGGACUCAAGGGAAUGAAACGCAGACAGAUGACAACGUGUCUGAACCUGAAGAUGGUGUUUCCCACACCUCCAUCAGCUACACCAGGACGAGCAGCAGGAAAGCCAGGGCUCAUGAUGAUGAAGAUGAUGAUGAUGAAGAUGAUGCAGUGACCUACAGCACUGUGGGAGCUCCCUCCUCUUCCUCUCCAGCCUCCGCUGAUCCCAGCCUCCUCUACGCCACCGUCAACAAAUCAAAAAAUGCUCAUGAUGAUGAAGAUGAUGAUGAUGGUGAUGAAGAUGAAGCAGUGACCUACAGCACUGUGAGAGCUCCCUCCUCUUCCUCUGCUGCCUCCGCUGAUCCCAGCCUCCUCUACGCGACCGUCAACAAACCAAAAGAAUAAUACAGUUUAAUGCUGUAUUUUAAACUAUGGCACAAUUGUUAUAACCAUAUUACAAAGGCAAAGCGAGCAGAGUUACAAUAAGAAUUAUAUUGACCAGGUUUUUGCUUUGUUUGGCUUAAAUACAUCUAAGUGAGAGUACAGCAAAACAUGUGAGUCCCUCUAGAGGUGGAUCGUGAAAAGGGGCAGACAUGUUGGAGAUUUACUGUAUUCUUAAUACUUACAGUGUGGGCAUAAUGAAGGUUUUAUUAAAUUGAUUCUGGCUUUUUUAUUACUGUUUUAAAGAGUAUUGCUUUCUCUUCUGCACAUUUGAUUGUUUUGUAUUUUACUAAAUAAAGUCACCUAUUAAUCUUU
Molecule: messenger RNA, 1583 nt
Organism: Trematomus bernacchii (emerald rockcod)
Lineage: Eukaryota; Metazoa; Chordata; Actinopteri; Perciformes; Nototheniidae
Exons: 9
Coding region: 48-1232 (394 amino acids)
Biological process (GO): interleukin-15-mediated signaling pathway; positive regulation of ERK1 and ERK2 cascade; T cell activation
Cellular component (GO): membrane raft; external side of plasma membrane
Molecular function (GO): protein tyrosine kinase binding; MHC class II protein binding
Source: RefSeq, a predicted model, not a curated record